This is a messenger RNA of Symbiodinium necroappetens, 330 nucleotides long. The record is from the annotation of a GenBank genome assembly. Lineage: Eukaryota; Dinophyceae; Suessiales; Symbiodiniaceae.
AUGCUGCAGCUGAAGGUGAUAUCAGCUGCUAUGGCCCUGAGCCUCCAUGGCUGCUCGAAUGGCUCGGGCUCAGACUCCAGUGACACGACAGCAUCGGGCUGUAAUGUGGCCGUGGGUCAGGCCUGUAUGACCGCUUAUCAAAGUGCCAUCGAAGCGGCCGGCACGGACACAGCUGGGACCUGUGCUGCAGUGGCUGCUUAUGUGAAUUGCGUCCAAGACUCCGAUUGCUGCUCCGAUGUUGGCAUCAAGCAAGGCUUGGAUUCAGUUGUCGACUCCAUGUCGCAAUCAGUAUGCACUGGGGACAAUGCCAUCUCGGCAACGUGCACCUGA